AUGCAGCUCAAGGCCGCCUUAGGCAAGAUUGAGCUGCAUGCCCAGGCCAGCAAUCUGCAUGCGAUGGCGAAGACCGAUAUCAAGAUCGAAAGCGUGGAAGGCCGCGUAGAAAUCAGCGCUCCACAAGAGCUUGUACUCAACUGUGGUGGCGCCUAUAUCCGCCUGAAGAAUGGCGAAAUUGAGCUGGGUGCGCCCGGCAAUAUUUACCUCAAGGCUGCCCAUGUCGACAAGCUUGGAAGCGCCAGCCUUGAUACGCCGGUAUCACCGCUACCAGCGGGAUAUUCCGGUAGCUACGCCCUGAAGGAUGAAGCCCGGGUGCCCCUGCCGUUCACUCGUUAUCGGAUUACCACCCGGCAAGGAGAGGUGUUCAAGGGGGUGACCGAUAAGGCAGGCAAGGCCAUGCCGAUCCAUACACUGGUCCCGGGAGAGUUGAAAGUUGAGUUUCCGGCAUCGGAGAAAUGGAUCAGCUUUUUGCGCGCCGGU
Molecule: messenger RNA, 483 nt
Organism: Mesorhabditis spiculigera
Lineage: Eukaryota; Metazoa; Nematoda; Chromadorea; Rhabditida; Rhabditidae
Source: the annotation of a GenBank genome assembly